Molecule: messenger RNA, 1815 nt
Organism: Symbiodinium natans
Lineage: Eukaryota; Dinophyceae; Suessiales; Symbiodiniaceae
Source: the annotation of a GenBank genome assembly
AUGGCCCGCCGUGCCUGGCAGGAGCUGCGUGCGGAUUUGCUGCGGGGGCUCUGUGCGCCGUCCGCUUCGCCAGCUUCGCCAGCUUCGCGCCUGGAGCUGCUGGAGCUCGUCCGCGGCACUGGCGAGGCCCAGCGGCGCCUCGCGGCGGCGGAGGCGCUUCGGCGCCAGGAGCUGCAGGGCGCGGCCCACGCGGCCCCGGGCCAAGUCUUCUGGGCACGUGCGCGGCUGGCCUCGGUGCUGGACCUGCAGCGGCGCCACGAGGAGGCCCAGUCUCUGCUCAGCCCGGAGGGCUCAGAGGGCUCAGAGGGCUCCUUGGAUCCUUCGCACCGUGCCGCCGCGGCCUUGCUCUCGGUCAUGGUGCGGAGGCAUCUCUGGUGGCAGGAGUGUCGGACUCGGAAGACCUCGAAGAAGUCGCCAUCGAAGACCUCUGUGGAGGUGGUGCGCAUGGAUUCCACGGAGUCCACGUCGCGAGCAGAGCUCUGGGAGCGAUUUCUCGUGCCGGGCGUUCCCUGCGUCCUGCGGGGCCUCGACUUCGUGCCACGCUGGGCGCCUGGGCAGCUUCGGGAGAUGCUGAAGAACACCCGGGUGCCUGCCCAACACUACAUGGGACACAUGAUGGCACAUGAUGACAGGUCACGGCGCUCUAGCUCCGAGCUAAGUCAGGAGUCAAUUUCUGUGUCAAUGCUGUGUCAAGCCUUGAGCAGGCUUGAGUUUGCGGGAGCCAUGACCUUCUCGGAAUUCUACGAUGCGCACAUUGAGCCCUACGAUGGGGCAGCCGCUCCCCGGGGUGGCCUGCAGCUCUUUGACCAUUCCAUCUGGCAGCACUGCGAGGACAGCCGCGUCGGACAGGAGACCGGGCAUAAUGGGGCCUGCGAAACUAUGAUGCAACGGAUAUUGCCGGGAUGCCUUUCUUUUCUUUCUAUGAAGGAGCUGCGGGUGCCGAGCCAGGUCUUUCCAGUGGACUUCUACACCAGCGCCUCAGCGCGUGUCCAUCCCGUGACCGGCUCAGCUGGGCCCACAUUGUUUCUUGCGCCACGGGGGACCGGAUCGUCUCUUCAUAUUGAUACUCUGCAGACGCACUUCUGGAUGAUGCUGUGCCAUGGGAAGAAACGUUGGCGCCUGGUGAGUAGAGACGACGUGCCUUUCCUCCAUCCGCUGUAUUUGACGGACCUGAACCCGGUCUUUCCGACGGACUUGAAUGCUCUGGAGGCCACUGCCUCUGGCAAUGCCUUGGGCAGCUCCGGUGAGGCUCUUGCCCAGGUCAACGCGGAGAUGUCGGUGCACGAGGUGUUGCUGGAGCCCGGGGACCUAAUCUUCGUCCCCGCGGGUUGGCCACACCAGGUGGACAACCUGGAGACCUCGGUGGCCGUCAGCGCGAACUUCGUGGACUCAUCGAACCUGGCGCGGUCCCUCGAGGAGGCCGAGGCCCUCGGUUUGGUGGAGGAGACGCCGCAGCUCAUGGCCGAGGCCAUGCGCAGCGCCGCCAGCGCGAUGCCGUCGGAGUCGGAGCCGCUGCCAGAGGCACCGGAGACGCUGCGGGCCUUUAAGGCACGGCACGGGGAGCGCCGGGCCCCGUGGGAGGUGCAACAGCUGCUCACGCGGGCACUGCUGGCUGUGGGUGCCCUGGCGUGCGCCGCUGUCUGGGCCGCCUGCAGCUGGUAUGCGGGGGGCUCCGGGAAGCCCCUGGCUUCGGCAGAGGUGCCCAACGAGGAGAAAAGAAAUGAGCAAAGAGAGGGGAAGAGCCGGGAAGAGCCGGGAAGGCACGCCAGGAGGCAGAGAGGCCCAUGCGAGGACGUGCCUUGCCAAGCGACCUAG